Molecule: messenger RNA, 1983 nt
Organism: Pseudocercospora fijiensis CIRAD86
Lineage: Eukaryota; Fungi; Ascomycota; Dothideomycetes; Mycosphaerellales; Mycosphaerellaceae
Exons: 2
Source: RefSeq, a predicted model, not a curated record
AGCAUUGUCGAGGCCACGAUUGAAGAGCUCCAACAAGCUCUCAAGUCCGGUCAAACCAAUUCUGUCGAACUAACAGCGAAGCACCUCCUCCGCAUAGCAAAAUAUGACAGACGAAACCUCUACCUCAAUUCUACUCCAAUCAUCAAUCUCAAUGCUUUCGAGGAAGCACAAGCCAGCGAUGACCUUCGCGCUGGGGGACAAAUCCGAUCAGACCUCGAGGGCAUACCAUGUACGAUCAAAGACAGCUACAAAAUCAAAGGCAUGACCGUAGCUUCCGGAUCUCCUGCGUUUCAAAACUUGAUCGCCACCGAUGACUCCUUCGUGGUCUCACGAAUCAAGAGUAGCGGGGGAGUCAUCCUUGGAAAAACCAAUAUGCCGCCUAUGGCCGCAGGAGGCAUGCAAAGAGGUGUUUACGGAAGAGCCGAAAGUCCUUAUAAUGCGGACUAUUUAACAGCCGCCUUCGCUUCAGGAUCAUCAAACGGCUCAGCUACAGCCACCGCAGCGAGCUUCGGCCUCUUCGGCAUGGGCGAGGAGACCAUAUCUUCGGGUCGAUCUCCAGCUUCUUACAACGGUCUCGUGGCAUAUACUGGGUCUCGUGGUAUGAUUUCGAUUCGUGGAAAUUGGCCACUGUUCCCAAAUUGUGAUACUGUGGUGCCGCACACGAGGACUGUCAAGGAUAUGUUCUCCUUGUUGGAUGUGCUUGUUGCUCAUGAUGAUCAGAAGCAUUGUGAUUUUUGGAGAGAACAGCCGUUCGUACCGCUGCCGGAUCCUGAGGAUGUGAGGCCGACGAGUUUUCUUGAGCUUUGUGAUAAGGAGGCCUUGAGGGGAAAGGUGCUUGGUGUGCCAAAAAUGUACAUUGGUGGCGAUGAUCCUGCAGCACUUCCAGUGGCUCUGCGACCGAGCGUGAAAGAGUUGUGGGAGAAGGCUCGGAAGACGCUGGAAUCGCUCGGUGCCACAGUGGUAGAAACGGACUUCCCAAUUGUCACCAAUCUGGAGAAGCCCUCGAGUGGCGAGAAGCCCACGACGCCAUACUUCACACCUGCACACAAGAAUGAGAUCGACAUGGUCCAAAUGAUGGCCUACACUUGGGACGAUUUCUUGGUGGCCAACAAUGACAAGUCCUGCGUCACGACUCUUGCCGAUGUUGAUCCUGCUGAGAUCUUCCCGCCUCCUCCAGGAGCGCUACCAGAUCGCUAUGGCCCAGAUGACCCGCUCGUCAAAUGCUCUGCUCUAGUGGAUGCAGUUAAGGGCGGCCGAGUGAAGACAUUCGAUAUCCCGGAGCUCGGUCCCAAACUUCAAAGAAUCGAGGAAACCCGCAAGGUCGACUUCGAAGCUUGGCUCGAUGCAAAUAAGCUAGACGCAGUGGUGUUCCCAUGCCAAGGUGAUGUUGGAAAAGCCGACGCCGAUAAGAAUGAAGAAUCCGCGCGGGACGCUUGGAGAAAUGGUGUCUUGUAUUCUAAUGGCAACUGCGCUAUACGGCAAUUCGGCAUCCCUACUUUCAGCGUUCCGAUGGGGAAUAUGAGCGAUAUCGGCAUGCCAGUCAAUCUCACCUUUGCGACGAAAUCAUACCAUGAUCCUCAGAUCCUGAGAUAUGGUUACGCUUUUGAAACUGCUCAUCAGGGCCGGGUUGUGCCCCCUCGGACUUCAGCUCUGCCGACUGAUAAGCUAGGACCUGGUGCCGAGAUUUGUUCUGGUAGCAGGCCCCCGGUGCUCGAUGUGACGGCCAAGAAGGUCACAAUGGAAAAGAUUGAGCUCACGGGAGCUGCUACUGGAGGCUUGGAAUCUCUCACGAUCUACGUCGAUGGCAUUGAGGCAGCAUCCAUCGAGCCAACUGAAGAAUCAUGGAAAGUGCUCAUUGAUACUCAGCCGCAUGAGGAGGAGAAGGUUGAUGGCAAGAAAGUACCCGACAUUGCGUUGGCUAUGAUAGUCGUUCUAGCGACGGGAAAGACUGGUCGUUCGUCCGGAAAAUUGCUGUUCGCAUGA